Messenger RNA from Fukomys damarensis (Damara mole-rat), 4485 nucleotides. It is a transcript of the gene Card11, whose product is annotated as caspase recruitment domain family member 11. The transcript is spliced from 26 exons. The record is from RefSeq and is a predicted model, not a curated record. Gene Ontology annotation, molecular function: protein binding. Bases 345 to 3809 code for a protein of 1154 amino acids. Gene Ontology annotation, biological process: positive regulation of canonical NF-kappaB signal transduction; regulation of apoptotic process. Lineage: Eukaryota; Metazoa; Chordata; Mammalia; Rodentia; Bathyergidae.
CGUGGAGGGCCUGGAGGCAGCAUCCGGGAGGGCGCCCCUCGGUGCGCCUGCCCCCCGGGGUGAGGCCCAGAAUUUUGGCUGUCACCUGACGGGCAGGAAGUUGGCAGACCACACAGCCUGACUCAGGCUCCCAGAAGGCCUUGAGCAUCAAUCUGACAAGGUCUGAGAUGUAGAUACUGCCAAGCCAGCUCGGCCCCCCAGACGGACCAUCCCUCCUCUGUCCCAGCCAUCCAGGCUGCAGAUCCAGUGGGAGAUUGGCUGAGUGAGGACAGGAGCCAGCAGAAAGUGUAUGUGUCAGAGCUCAGAGACAGCUCUGCAGCUUCUAUAUUUUGAGCACCUGCCACAUGCCAGGAGGCGGGCCCGAGAUGGACGAGUACAUGGAGACGCUGAAGGACGAGGAGGACGCCCUGUGGGAGAACGUGGAGUGCAAUCGGCACAUGCUGAGCCGCUACAUCAACCCAGCCAAGCUCACCCCCUACCUGCGCCAGUGUAAGGUUAUCGAUGAGCAAGAUGAAGACGAGGUGCUUAGCGCCCCCAUGCUGCCAUCCAAGAUCAACCGGGCAGGCCGAUUAUUGGAUAUUCUACAUACCAAGGGGCAAAGAGGCUAUGUGGUCUUCUUGGAGAGCCUGGAAUUUUACUACCCAGAACUGUAUAAACUAGUGACUGGAAAGGAGCCCACCCGGAGAUUCUCCACCAUUGUGGUAGAGGAGGGCCACGAGGGCCUCACGCACUUCCUGAUGAAUGAAGUCAUCAAGCUGCAGCAGCAGAUGAAGGCCAAGGACCUGCAGCGCUGUGAGCUGCUGGCUAAGUCCCGGCAGCUGGAGGAUGAGAAGAAGCAGCUGACACUUACACGGGUGGAGCUGCUGACCUUCCAGGACCGGUAUUACAAGAUGAAGGAGGAGCGGGACAGCUACAAUGAUGAGCUGGUCAAGGUCAAGGACGACAACUAUAAUCUAGCCAUGCGCUAUGCCCAGCUCAGUGAAGAGAAAAACAUGGCCGUAAUGAGAAGCCGAGACCUCCAACUCGAGAUUGAUCAACUGAAGCACCGGUUGAACAAGAUGGAGGAGGAAUGUAAGCUGGAGAGAAAUCAGUCUCUGAAGCUGAAGAACGACAUCGAGAGUCGGCCAAAGAAGGAGCAGGUCCUGGAACUGGAGCGAGAGAAUGAAAUGCUGAAGACGAAGAUCCAGGAGCUGCAGUCCAUCAUCCAGGCCGGCAAGCGCAGCCUACCAGACUCGGACAAAGCCAUCCUGGACAUCCUGGAGCAUGACCGCAAGGAAGCACUGGAGGAUCGGCAGGAGCUAGUCAAUAAGAUCUACAACCUGCAGGAGGAGGUCCGCCAGGCUGAGGAGCUUCGGGAUAAGUAUCUGGAGGAGAAGGAGGACCUGGAGCUCAAGUGCUCAACCCUGGGGAAAGACUGCGAAAUGUACAAGCACCGCAUGACCACUGUCAUGCUGCAGCUGGAGGAGGUGGAGCGCGAGCGGGACCAGGCCUUCCACUCCCGAGAUGAAGCUCAGACCCAGUAUUCACAGUGCCUGAUCGAGAAAGACAAGUACCGGAAGCAGAUUCGUGAGCUAGAGGAGAAGAACGACGAGAUGAGGAUUGAGAUGGUGCGGCGGGAGGCCUGCAUUGUCAACCUGGAGAGCAAGCUCCGGCGCCUCUCCAAGGACAGCGGCACCCUUGACCAGAGUCUGCCCCGAAACCUACCAGCCACCAUCAUCUCACAGAGCUUUGGGGAUACUGGCCCCAGGACCAAUGGUCAGGAAGCCGACGACUCAUCCACCUCUGAGGAGUCACCAGAAGACAGCAAGUACUUCCCACCCUACCACCCACCGCGGCGCAGGAUGAACCUGAAGGGCAUCCAGCUGCAGAGAGCCAAAUCCCCCAUCAGCCUCAAGCGAGCAUCUGAUUUUCAAGUCAAGGGCUUCGGAGAUGACAGCACAGAUGCCAGCCCCAGCUCUGCCCGCUCUCUGCCCAUCAGCAGCUCUUUCUCCAAGAUGCAGCCCCACCGGAGCCGGAACAGCAUCAUGUCAAUCACCGCCGAGCCCCCAGGCAACGACUCCAUCGUCAGGCGCUGCAAAGAAGACGCACCACCCCGCAGUGCAGUUGAAGAAGACAAUGACAGUUGCGGGUUCGACACCUUAGACCUGGACGAUGACAGUCACGAUCGCUACUCCUUCGGCCCUCCCUCCAUCCACUCCUCCUCCUCCUCCCACCAGUCAGAGAGCCUGGAUGCCUAUGACCUGGAGCAGGUCAACCUCAUGUUCCGGAAGUUCUCUCUGGAAAGGCCCUUCCGGCCCUCGGUCACCUCUGUGGGGCAGGUGCGGGGCCCGGGGCCAUCGGUGCAGCACGCAACACUCAACGGUGACGGCCUGUUCACUCAGCUCACCCUGCUGGGGGGCAACGCACGCGGGAGCUUCAUCCAUGUGGUCAAGCAGGGCUCACUGGCUGAGAAGGCAGGACUCCAUGAGGGCCACCAGCUGCUGCUGCUGGAAGGCUGCAUCAGAGGCGAGCGGCAGAGUGUCCCCUUGGACACAUGUACGAAGGAAGAGGCCCGCUGGACCAUUCAGAGGUGCAGUGGCCCCGUCACCUUGCACUACAAGGUUAACCACGAAGGGUACCAGAAGCUGCUGAGGGACAUGGCAGAGGGCCUGAUCACAUCAGGGGACUCCUUCUACAUCCGCCUAAACCUGAACAUCUCCAGCCAGCUGGACGCCUGCUCCAUGUCCCUGAAGUGUGAUGACAUCGUGCACGUUCGUGACACCAUGUACCAGGACAGGCACGAGUGGCUGUGCGCAAGGGUCGACCCCUUCACGGACCACGACCUGGACAUGGGCACUAUACCCAGCUACAGCCGGGCCCAGCAGCUGCUGCUGGUCAAGCUGCAGCGCCUGAUGCACCGGGGCAGCCGGGAAGAGGCAGACACAGCGCACCACACCCUGCGGGGCUUCCGGAACACCCUGCAACCCGAAGAGCCGCUUUCGACGAGUGACCCCCGGGUCAGCCCACGCCUCUCCAGAGCAAGUUUCCUCUUUGGCCAGCUCCUCCAGUUCGUCAGCAGGUCAGAGAACAAGUACAAGCGCAUGAACAGCAGCGAGCGGGUCCGUGUCAUCUCAGGGAGCCCCCUGGGCAGCCUGGCCCGUGCCUCUCUGGAUGCCACCAGGCUCUCGGCUGAGAAGCAGGAAGAGCUGGACCCAGAGAGCGAGCUCAGCAAGAACCUCAGCCUCAUCCCCUACAGCCUGGUGCGCGCCUUCCACUGUGAGCGCCGUCGGCCGGUGCUCUUCACGCCCACUAUGCUGGCCAAGACGCUGGUACAGAAGCUGCUGAACUCGGGUGGCGCCAUGGAGUUCACACUCUGCAAGUCAGAUAUUGUCACAAGAGAAGAGUUCCUCAAAAAGCAGAAGACAGAGACCAUCAUCUACUCCCGGGAGAAGAACCCCAACACUUUUGAGUGCGUUGUUCCUGCCAACAUCGAAGCUGUGGCAGCCAAGAACAAGCACUGCCUGUUGGAGGCCGGGAUGGGCUGUGUGCGAGACCUGAUCAAGUGCGGGAUCUACCCCAUCGUACUCUUCGUGCGCGUGUGUGAGAAGAAUAUCAAGCGCUUCAGGAAGCUGCUGCCCCGGCCCGAGACAGAGGAGGAGCUCCUGCGGACCUGCCGCCUGCGUGAGAAGGAACUGGAAGCACUGCCCUGCCUGUACGCCACGGUGGAGGCCGAGGCCUGGAGCAGUGUGGAGGAACUGCUUCGUGUCCUCAAAGACAGGAUCGGUGAGGAGCAGCGCAAGACCAUCUGGGUAGACGAGGACCAGCUGUGAGCCCUGGGUCCAAGCAGUGACCGCAGAGCCACAUAGCCGAGCUCUGUGCCGCCUUGAUGGAAGCCCCCUCCAGAGAGCCAGGUGGAUACCACAAGGGCCGACUCCAGGCAGGAGCAGGGUGAGCGGCCACCCGGCCGUGUGCAGAGAUGGCGAGCAGAGGCCGUGGAGCCCGAGGUCUGCGGCCGGCCGGCUCCUCACGGUCCAAGCAGUGGCUGAAUGUAACGUGUGGGACACUUGUGCCACUGGUGCCACAGGGCCCCAGGAACCCACAGUGAGGCACCUUGGACAGGAUAGGCAUUCAGGAAGGGGACAGGCACUGUGCUGGUUUUCCUCACAUUAAAUGUCUCUGUUUCUUUGCUCUCCAUUUCAUCAUUUGUGAUGCCAUCAUUUGCAGAGGUUUAGCUCCUGCCAGCUUCCUAAGCUGCCCACUGCCGAGCUGAGGAACAGAAGGGGCACGAGGCGAGGGCCAGGUGAUGCCUGGGUCUGCAGCCUCUGACCUGGUACGUCCUGACCUGAAAAGAAGUGUGGUCACCUGGGGAGGGCCAUCCCUGUACUGUGCUGGACCCUGCACCCCAGCUGCAGCCCCAGCCCUGAGGCCAGAUGCCCCUCAGCACUCCCUACAUGGUAUUUUUUCAGUGCUGGGGCUCAAACCCAGGGCCUUUGCACCUAGCUGUGU